GCUGAAAUCAUAGAACAAAAGACGAUGUAGACAGGAAACGAGUUUAUGUUGGUUGACCAGUUGCCUUUUUAACAAAUUUAACCUAAUCUAUACGAUUUAUAUGAAAGUCAAAGCACUCUGAUUUUUAAGAGAGACUGGUAUGCUAAUUUUUUGACACCACAAUAUCCAGAAGGAGACGGCGAACACAAAGACCUGCGCGAGGGUAGCAUCAGCGCAGGAGAAGAGGGCAGACUCGAGAUGAACAUGGUGCCUUCAGGCAUUUGGAAAUUGCUCCCAAGGAUGAACCAGACUUAGGGUCCACAAUUUUUCCCAUGAUGUCAAGCAAAGAGGCACUGAGUUUGAAGUGAACCUGGAGUAUCAGCCCAGCUCUGGCACCUUGGCAGAAUGUACCCAAUGGAUCCAGAGAAGCACAGUCAGCGGAGGGAGUUUAGAGAACCAGAGGCAUGCAGUCGGAAGAGGGAGUAUGAAGAACCAGAGAGGUACAGUCGGCGGAGGGAGUACGGAGGACCGAGCUCAGGACAAUGGGACGAUAGCCUUGAGAAGAGAGGCAAUGGCCAGGCUAUGCCCCGUGAGCCCUACAGUGAAUACUCCAGCAUGAGGAGGACUAGAGAAGGUGGGAAGGAGUCUGGUGCUUCCUCUGCUAUGAGCUACAUCAUGGACCCAUCGUCCAGAGACUCGAGCAAAGGCUCAUUCAGGGGUAGCAGUGCUCCCUUCUCCCCAGACACAGAUGGAGAUCCUGUGAAGCUCAGUGUGGAGGACCUGGAACUCGCUCGUAAGAAGAAGGAGCUGAAGGUCAUAGAGGAGAAGAUAGCUCACAAGAAAGCUGUUCUUGCUCUGCAAAAAGUUAAACGCGGCGCUAAGGACAUGCCUGAAACACAGGCUGCAUCCACAACAGUGAAGGGCAUCUCUAAACAGACCAAGAUCAACAAUACAAUAUUCAAAACAUACAACCAUGUCACCGACAAGUCGUCACGCGUAUGCCUACCUCUUAAACAGAGGGUGCUGGACAUUCUGAGUAAGUUCAGAAGAACAGCGGUACGGUGCAUGCGUAAGCCGAAGAAACAAAACAACAUGCGAGCAUUGGAGCUGAUGAUUAGCGCUCCCCUAGAAAAUGAAGAGGCCCAUCCUUUGAGACUGAGAGUGAAGGUUUUAAUGAACCAACGACGCUCUCACAACAAUAAGGUGGUCCCUAAUGAUAAACAACAUAAUCCAACCAUUCAGGGACCAGAUCACUCACUCAGGACACAGGAGAAAGACAUAGCAGCCACAGGCUUCCAGCGCUUCCUCAAUGUUCUCAAUGAAGGUGUGGACAUCAACAAGCUCUCAAAGAUCGUCAACGAUGAAAAUGAGCCACUCAUUGUGGGCGAGGAGCUACCACAAGUUUGGCCAACUCUGCUCGAGGGUCAUGUUGACUCCAGCAGUAGAUCCAAGUCUUCUCCAGUUGAGGAGAAGAAGGUGAGGCUUGAGGAUGAGCAGCGGUACGAGCGGAUGCAGACCCUCCUGGAGAUCGUUGGGCUGGACUUGGGGGUUGAGGAGUUGGGUCGGCUAACAGACAGGACCAAUGAUAGGCUGUAUGGGAAGAUGGGAGACUUGAAAAGGGACAGAGAGGACAGAGCCAGAGAAGGGGAAAGUUCUACGAGAGAGAGAUGCGGGCAAAGAUGCUCUAGUACCAGAGACAAGGACAGAGUCAGAGAAAGGGACAGAUCUGAGAGAAAUCGAAAAGGAGACGGGCAGAGACACUCUAGUACCAGAGAGAGAGACGAGGACAAACCGGUAGUCAGAGAAACGAACAGAUCAGAAAGGAACAGAGAUAAAGACGUGGACAGAGACCCAGAGAAGGACUGGGACGGAGGCCGAGAGAGAGACCGGGACAGAUCUAGGAGAGACGGGGGCAGAUACAGAUCUGAGAGAGACAGAGACCCAGAGAAAGGCAGGGACGGAGGCCGAGAGAAAGACCGGGACAGAUACAGAUCUGAGAGAGACAGAAACCGGGAGAUAGACAAGGAUGUAGACUGGUGGCUGCAAAGGACCAGAGACGGAGACAAACGUUCUAGGGCCAGAGACUGGAACAGAGAGAGAUCUGAGAGGGAUAGGUAUGGGGAUGAGUCCAGGGAACGCUCCAUUGAGCUCAACUCAUACCCCAUGGACCCUAUAUUCCCUGUUUCUCAUCCUCAUGCCUCUAUGAUGGCUACCUACUCCACCACCCAGUACUCUCAGUAUAUGGCAUACCACAGCAGCCCCUACACCAUUGCCUUCCCUCCAGGGUGGGGUUAUCCCCCUGGUACCAUGCCCCCUGGUACCAUGCCUCCUGGAAUCAUGCCCGCUGGUGCCAUGCUGCCUAGUAAUAAGCCCCUCCUAUCUAACACCCCUGGGUAUCCACCCUACCCCAACUACCCCCCAUAUUACUCUUAUGGCACCACAGCCUUAAACCAGACAUACGCAUACACCCAGCCUGCCAGGACUACAGCAGUCUUAAGUCAGAGAUGCACAUACACCCAACCCGCUAGCAAACGCAAGAAAAAUCAACAGAGGCAUGACCUAAGGAAAGUGUCCUGUCAGAUGGUGACAAAGAAGUACGCCGUGGUUUUGACCACUCCGAUAGCGACAAAGAAGUCCCCCUCUGAACCAGGGUCCAAGAUUAAAGCAAAGGGGAGAAACAAUAUAUUCUUCACAGGUAUAUUCAUGAAGAGUUAUCACAGUCAUCUAAGGAAGUUUCAGUAUAAUUUGAAACGGCUUGCGAAGAGGAAGAAUAAGGCUCACCAGCGCAAAAGAAAGCGAUUGCUUGCAGAAGCAGCAGGGAAAGUGGCCCCUCAUUUCCCUCUUGAACCGGAGCCCAAGAAAGACCAAGAAGGAGGAGCAAUGAUAGAUGGGGAGAAACUACAUGCUGACACUGCUGGAGAAGUGAUCCCUCAGGAAGCUGCAAAUAAUUUGGAGGCACCAUCUGAAACAAGGCCUAAGAAAGAACCAGAAGGUGAGAAACUACAUGUUGACACUGCUGGAGAAGUGAUCCCUCAGGAAGCUGCAAAUAAUUUGGAGGCAUCAUCUGAAACAGGGCCUAAGAAAGAACCAGAAGGUGAGAAACUACAUGCUGACAAUGCUGGAGAAGUGAUCCCUCAGGAAGCUGCAAAUAAUUUGGAGGCACCAUCUGAAACAGGGCCUAAGAAAGAACUAGAAGGCGAGAAACUACAUGCGGAUGCUGCAGAGAAAGUGGCUCCUCAGGUGACUGCAGUGGACUCUGCGGCCCCCUCUGAAAUGGGCCCCAAGAAAAAAAAGUUGUAUCCAGGUAUCUUCAUGAGGAUUCUAAUGAGACGUCUAAAGAGGCAUCAGUACAAGAUAAAAAGGAAGAAGAAGCAUUUUGCAAAGAGGAGGAAAAAGGCUUUCCAGUACAAAGGGAAGAGACCAUUGGUAGACACUAAGGAAAAAGUGCCUCUUCUAGAGGCUGCAAAGGACUCUGGGAACCCUUCUGAACCAUGGCCCAAGAAAAAGAAAAAAAAGAAAACACUAGAGGAAAAAGGAGGUAUAUACUACCCAGGGAUAUUCAUAAGGGUACACAGAACCUAUUUGACAAGGGGGAAACUGUCAAAGGCAAAAGCAGCUGCUGAAGGCACUGAGGCCAUUUCUGAACCAGCACCCAAGAUUGAAGGGGAGGGAGGAAUGACAGAAGGGGAGGAACUGCUUGCAGACACCAUAGAGAAAGGGGUUCCUCAAGUGGCUACAAAUGACUCUGGGCUUCCCUCUGAACCAGGGCCCAACAAAGAACCAGAAAGAGAGGAAGAAACUAUGUUAGAAGAGGAGAAACUGCUUGCAGAUCAUGUGGCGAAAGUGUCUGUAAAAGGCCCUCAGGUCCUCUUGGAACCAAAGGCUGAGGAAGACCGAGAAGGAGAGAACGACGCAAUUAUAGAUGGCGAGAAACUGCUAGCAGACCCUGUGGAGAAAGUGGCUAUAACGGGCCCUGGAUUCCUCUCUGAACCAGAGGCUGAGAAGGAGACAAGGGGAGAAACAACCAGUGGCAUGAGAAUUAAUGGAGGAAAAAUAAGAGUUCAACCUGAAGAUGGGCACGCCUAACAUAGCCUCAAAGGAUGACUAGCUGUUAUCUUCACUUGGCAUCAUGAGCUCAUCUCCCACUAGAAUAGAACCUGACCCAUCCAGACCCUAUGGACAUCAGUUGGCUUAUAUUCUUACCUAUCAACCAUUUAUAGAUUUGUAAUGAUACUAACAAAGGAUUUGUUAAAGUUUAGUCUUAUCCUUAAAUGCUUCGUAUUGAAGUUAUUUUCAGUGUAAUUUAUGGGUAUUGUGUGUGGGGUAUGGGUAGGGUCUAGCACAUUCAUAUAUGCUAAGUACCUUUAGCGCCUAUUGAUGAUAGUAUCUUCUGGCCGGGGGCGUUUAAUUAAGAGCCCCGACCCUUGCAUUAAAUGUUAACGCGCAUCGCUUGCGGUCUGAUUUUGGAACAUAAGGAACUAUCUUUCAUAUCAGCGGGACAAAAAUGCACAUUUAUUGGGUUAGGGUUCCCACACGGCCAUAUUUCCAUGUUACAGUGCUUGUUUACGGAAAACGGACGGAAGACGGGAGUCGACUACCUGUGCUAAUUACCGAUCUGCAUCUCCAAAACCCUGUGUGUAAACGGAAGAUGGACGCCACAAACUCGCUGUCACUGAAAAAUACUGUCGGCUGCAACUGUUAAAACCGGUUUUAUAAAAUGGGUGGUUUGAGGCCUGAAUUCUGAUUGGCUGAAAGCCAUGGUAUAUCAGACCGUAUACCAUGGGUAUGACUAAACAUUUAGUUUUACUGCUCUAAUUACAUUGGUAACCAGUUUAUAAUAGCAAUAAGGCUCCUCUGGGGUUUGUGAUGUAGGGCCAAUAUACCACGGCUAAGGGCUGUGUCCAGGCACUCCGUGUUGCGUCGUGCAUAAGAACAGUCCUUAGCUGUGGUAUAUUGGCCAUAUACCACAACUCCUUGGGCCUUAUUGCUUAAAUAACAGUAGAGUAAGUGUACAUUUUGCAUAUGAAAGAUGGCUUUAUGUUUAUAGAACCGUACCGCAAUUUAGAUGGAGUAUUUGGCUGCCUGAGACAAUUUGCCUGUUCUAAACCAAAUAAGGGCGUGGGGUUUACUUGGUCUGGUCAUGUGGUCAGGAAAUAUUCAUGGCCCUAGGCAUAGUACAUGUGUAUCAAUGCAUGAAAAGACUAUUGACGGUAUUAUGUUUGUAAGUUAUCAUGCCUGAUAGCUGAAAGUAAGAACUGCCCUUGUUUCAUUCCCCAGUGCAGUCAGCCCUCCUAUUUCUAUAGAUCUUUCACUUUGUAAAUAUGUAAUUGAAUAAAAUAUUCGGUCUAUUGUAA
Messenger RNA from Salvelinus fontinalis (brook trout), 5333 nucleotides. RefSeq lists its product as uncharacterized. Bases 385 to 4065 code for a protein of 1226 amino acids. Lineage: Eukaryota; Metazoa; Chordata; Actinopteri; Salmoniformes; Salmonidae. The transcript has 7 exons. Gene Ontology annotation, cellular component: precatalytic spliceosome. The record is from RefSeq and is a predicted model, not a curated record.